Molecule: messenger RNA, 2028 nt
Organism: Piliocolobus tephrosceles (Ugandan red Colobus)
Lineage: Eukaryota; Metazoa; Chordata; Mammalia; Primates; Cercopithecidae
Gene: CRYGN
Product: crystallin gamma N
Exons: 3
Coding region: 254-631 (125 amino acids)
Biological process (GO): lens development in camera-type eye; visual perception
Molecular function (GO): structural constituent of eye lens
Source: RefSeq, a predicted model, not a curated record
GGCUCAGGGAGGAAGGAGGCCUGGGAGCUAAACGCGCAGAGCGCACGGAGACCCCAGGCAGGGCGGGCUGCAUUCGCGGUGGCACAGGGUGGCCGCGGCGGGUCUCAGCAGCCUGGUGGCCCCUCGGGAUUAGCACGCCCGACAGCACUAACGCGCCGGGGCCGGCCCAGCAAAUCUUUUGUCCGGGGCGGCGCUGAGCCAGCAGGGCGCUGCCCGGUAUAAACCGGGACCCGCAGAUGGGGCGGGGCGCACCAUGGCGCAGCGCUCCGGGAAGAUCACUAUCUAUGAGGGCAAGCACUUCACGGGGAGGAAGCUGGAGGUCUUUGGGGACUGUGACAACUUCCAGGACCAGGGCUUUAUGAACCGCGUGAACUCCAUCCGCGUGGAGAGCGGAGCCUGGGUCUGCUUCGAUCACCCUGACUUCCGGGGCCAGCAGUUCAUCUUGGAGCACGGCGACUACCCCGACUUCUUCCGCUGGAACAGCCACAGCGACCACAUGGGCUCCUGUCGGCCUGUUGGAAUGGUGAGUGGGCCUGUCCACCGAGGGCUGAGUCUUCCUGCUGGAGGGACCGAGGGUCAGCCCUGGCAGACAGUGGCAAGGAAUCGGGGAGCGUGGGCCUCCCAGCUUUAAAGUCUGUAAGACUGAGGGAGCUAUACCCAGAGCCACCUGCUGGCAUGAGAGCAUGGAGCCCUAGAAGAUUCGGAGCUGAGGACUUCCAGGUAAGCAGCUUUCUUCAAUUAGAUCAAGGACUGGAAGAGGCCACCACAAAACCAGCAACAACCCAGCCACCUUUCCUGACUGCAAAGCUCUGAGCCUGGAACCGAUCGACAUGGAAAUGCACCUGCACUGUUUCUGAGCCGGGAGAGUGUUUGCUUAAAAUCAUGCCCUCAGUUUUCAUUUCUCUGCCAGUUUGUUAGGGAGGUGGAGCCUUCUGUGUGGCAUAUCUGCCAGCGGGAGGCCCUCACCACCCAUGGCAAGGGCCCUGUCUUUUCUGAAACAGCCGUCCAACCCUCCACAGCCUCCUUGGGCCUUGGCACCCUGCUGCCCUCAGGCCUCCACAAUCUCGCACCUGUUAGCCCACGGCUGAUGAUGGUGAUGAUGUUGAUGGAUAUUUGUGGAGCGCUGACUUCAUGCCAGGCUCUGUGGUAGCUGGAAUCUGUGUAAUUUUACUUAUCACAUACAAUAAUGCCAAGACGAUGAUACGCUUAUCACCACUGUACAGACGAGGAGAGCUAGACACAGACGGGUUAAGCAACUUGCCCAGGGUCACACAGCAGUCAGGACUAAAACCCAGGUCUGGCUGGCUGAUUGAUCCUUUUUGUUCCUAACCACUCCUGUAUACUGCACCACACAUUUGCAUAUUUAGAUAUAUUUUUGUCAUGAAUUUGGUGCAAACCCAAAGCCUCUCCAGGCCUCAGGCCCUGUUCUGUGAAAUAGUGCAAUCAUGUCUGUUGUGCCAACUGUAUACCCUUGUAAAAGCCAAAGGCGUGACCUGUGAGCAGGUGCCAUAUGAGGGCUGGUUAGUGGUAGGUGACCCAGCAGGUGACGGGGUGGGGAAGCAGGCAGGCGAGUGGCGUCACAGGAGGGAGGGUAACUUGGCUCCAAACUCCAACCUGAUUCCCGCUCCAUCACUCACUAGGAUAUGACAUUGGAGAAGCCACUGCUGUGUGUCUCAGUGUCCUCAGACAUACAGCAGUGGUAAUCAUUCCGUCCCCUCAUAGGCAAUUAAUGCCUGGGGAAUGAAAUGAGAACCGCAGGCCCCACCGGUUCAGUCCAGGUCCUUGGGAGUCACGGGAAAAACCAGGCCUAGCAGUCCUUCCCAUGAGUUCCAGAGGCUCCCCCUGAACUCUUCCUCUCCUCCCCAGCACCAAGGCCUAGCAGCACCUCAUUAACUGGUGAUUUAAUGCUUCUCGAAUGGGCUUUGUGCUCCUGGGUGACCUCCUCCUCACCCCAGCCCCCUGCUCCCUAAUCUGUCAGCAAAUCUGCUUUUUGUCUGAAAGAGGAAAAACAAGAUUCCCACCAAAGUG